This is a messenger RNA of Raphanus sativus (radish), 577 nucleotides long. Its product is annotated as auxin-induced protein 15A-like. Gene Ontology annotation, biological process: response to auxin. NCBI's taxonomy places the organism in Eukaryota, Viridiplantae, Streptophyta, Magnoliopsida, Brassicales, Brassicaceae. The transcript has a single exon. Bases 117 to 419 code for a protein of 100 amino acids. The record is from RefSeq and is a predicted model, not a curated record.
UAAAUAUAGGCAGUCUCAUCACCACCUUUCUUCAUCCCAAGUGGACUGGAAACCUUAAGAAGAAAACUUUCAUAGAAAAAUCGUUUAACACCUCUGGUCCUAAAGCAAAAACAAAGAUGGGUCUGAGCCGUUGUGCGAUCACAAAUGCAACAAAACAGAUAUUGAAGCUAUACAGAAACCGAACAUCAUCAUCAUUGGAUCAAGUCCCUAAAGGGCAUAUGGUAGUGUACGUUGGAGAACAGAUUGAGAAGGAGAAAAAGAGAUUUGUGGUUCCAAUUUCGUUUCUGAAUGAUCCUUCUUUCAGAGAGUUCCUUAGUCGAGCAGAGGAAGAGUUUGGAUUCGAUCAUCCAAUGGGAGGCUUGACCCUUCCAUGUAGAGAAGAAGUGUUUCUUGAUCUCAUCGCUUCUCGGUAUCAAUAAGAGAAGUUUGUAUCAUUUUAGUAGAAUUGUAAUCAUAGAGGUUUUGAGAAUUCGUUCUAGAGAUCGAGGUACUUUUCAUUAUCUGUUCCCAUGUAUUUUUUUAUAACAUGGAGAACCAGAAGAAUUUAUAUGUCUAAGAUUUAUAUCCACAUUUUAUA